This is a messenger RNA of Drosophila biarmipes, 4633 nucleotides long. RefSeq names its product chondroadherin. The coding region runs from base 1113 to 2390 and encodes 425 amino acids. The transcript is spliced from 5 exons. NCBI's taxonomy places the organism in Eukaryota, Metazoa, Arthropoda, Insecta, Diptera, Drosophilidae. The record is from RefSeq and is a predicted model, not a curated record. Gene Ontology annotation, cellular component: plasma membrane. Gene Ontology annotation, molecular function: protein binding.
CAGUACCGGGUACCGGAUGCGGAUGCGGACACGUGCGUGGCCCGCAAAUCUCUCGCCGAAUCUCGACAAGUCCUGACUUGACGCGACCCCCACAAGUUCAUAGUCUAGAGUUCAGCCGCUGUUCAGUUGCUCUGCGUGUGGAGAUCCCCCCAUCACUUUUUUUUUCGUUUGCUCUUGUCACUUUCUUACCUUGAUUUUUUUUUUUUGGUUUUUUUUGGGAUUUUUUUCCCGGUGGUGUGCUGUGUUUUUGUUUUGAGUGCGAGUUUUUAGUUGCCAGCAAUUGCUGCUGCCAGUUUGCAAUUAAAGACCAGCCCCAAUGCAAAUGGCAAAUGGGCUAACUGCAAGCAGUGUGGGGCUGUGCGACUUAAAGAACCAUAACCGAGAGGCGAAAUAUUAAAUACUAAAUGCCAGCCGCCCAGGGAAAACCAGUUCGGUCCGCCUGUUGCCUGUCGGCAUUUUGUUGAAGUCACUGCCCCAGUCACGGUCACAAAUCGCAGUCACAGUCACAGUCCCAGUCACCGACACAGGCAGCACCAUCAGGAUCUGCAUCUCCCCGAGGUGUCCUGAGCGACCAUCCAGCCACUUUGAGUGUGAACAGUUAUUGGCAUGCCACGCCCCCGCAGAGCAGAAAAGGGGCUGGAACGGAAACAGGAGCCGGAAGAAGAAGCGUAAAUAAAUAUGAUAAAGCUUAAGAAUAUAUAAUAAAGGGGAGCAGACGACGCAGAGAAGGGAAAGUUUAAAUGAAAUAACGCAAUAUAAAAACAUAAAUAACUAAGGAAAGAGCCGAGCAAGGGGAAGAAGCAGCAGAAGAAGGGGCCAGCGCAGAGAAGAGCCCAAAAAAGUAGGCAACAAAAAGGCGGCAGCUGAGAAUCCGUGAAGCUGGCCGGCGCUACGGCAAGGUGAGGCAUACUUUUGGGCUCCCCCGAACGAAAGAGGAAUCUCCGGCUCCGGGAUAAGCAGCCGAAUCUCGCCCAGAACCCAGGGAGAUAGAGGAGGAUAGCGUAGAGUGGAGAGGAGAGGAGAGGAGAGGAGAGGAGCAGCGCUGGGCAGCCGGACAAGAGAGAAUAGAGCUCAAUUACGCCGCCAAACUGUCGUGUCAGCAACAACGUGAAAUGUGCAAUUCCUGGCUGGUGCUCAUAAUUGCGCUCUCCGUUGUCGUCUGCCUGUGGAACUCGCAACAAACCGAAACAUCCAAAUCAUGCCCAGCCGAGUGCAUCUGCUUGUCCCAGACUCAAGUGCUGUGUAACACGGGCGGCCUCGAGCAGAUCCCCCUGCGCCAGCUGCCGGCGACGGUGGAGAACCUGGCGCUGACCAAGAACAACUUCCCCAUCAUCAAGCCGGACUCGUUCGCCGGCCUGCGGGCGCUGAAGAAGCUCUCGCUGGACGGUAACAACAUCACGCGGAUCAAGCAGUUCGCCUUCCGCGGCCUGCCGCGCCUCAAGGAGCUCUCCAUCCAGUACACGCCGCUCCAGAUGGUGGCCCAGUUCGCGUUCGCCGGGCUGCAGAAUCUGUCCACCAUCCUGCUGAGCCACAACCAGAUCCAUCGGAUCGAGGGCAACGCCUUCGCCGGCACCUCGAACAUCAAGCUGAUCCUGCUGACCAACAACCCGCUGAUCCGCAUCGACAGCUCGGCCUUCUCCAGUCUGACGAACGUGGGCCACUUGAUCCUGCCCUCUGGCAUCCGGAGCAUCGAACAGGACGCCUUCUUCGGCAUGGACACGGUGGGUCUGCUGAAGUUGGCCUACAUGGACCUCAAGGAGGUGGCUCCGUUCACGUUCCGUGGUCUCUCGAACGUGCUGCUGCUCACGCUGCAGGAAUCGGAUCUGGGCAUGAUCUGUGCAGAUGCCUUCACCGGUCUCAGCCAGGUGGAGACGUUGCAGAUCCUGAACAACAAGAUCGACUCGAUCGAGGAGCUGAACUUCACCAGCACGGCGGCCAUCAAGCACCUGAAGUUCUUCGGCAACCAUGUGCUGGAGACGCCCGAUCCCAAUGCGAUCAUCGUCGACGGGGUGGAGCACCUGCAGCUGGUGAGCAACCAUUUUCCCUGCGGCUGUCACAUCCACACCCUGCUCGAUGGACCCCUGGCCGAGGGGGCCCACAAUCUGAGCGACUUCCUGCAGAAGAACUACUGCAUAUCGCCGCUGGAGGUCAACGGGCGGGUGAUGAGCGAGCUGGACAUCGACUCCAUUGGCCGCUGCUCCGAUCAGCUGACCAAGGGCAAUCUGGGCAGCUCGGCGGCCUCGCUGGCCCUCGGGAUCAACUCGAUGCUGCUCAUCGCGGUGGCCAGCUGUGCGGAGUGGCGACAUGUCCGUCUUCUGGCCAACCGGCUGGCGCAGCUCCUUGGCCACGUGGCCUGGCGAAGGCGUCGGAAACGGCGGAAGGGCAAUUAGGCGGAGGUCUCCUGCGACGACUACUGGAGAGAACUGCAGACUACAUCUCAAGCAGCGAAUUCAAGCUUCAACACUCCCUGCCAUUAAACCCCUUUCCGAUUGUUACCAGGGUAUUUGUCAUCUAUUGCAUAAACUUGGAGUCUCCGUAGAUUGAAAAUGCGGGUCUUAGAUUGGCAAUGCAGUUUUUUGCUAUCAUCAUGCGGAAUCUGAGAAACUGGAACUGGAACCCUUCUUGCUAUUCGCCAUCCUGCCCUGCCCCGAAAAAUGCUGAACCCUAGGCUAAUCCUGCAUCCAGGACACUGCAUCCUGCGUAUCCUUCGCCCGAGGGCCCAAAACUACAUUCGUUUGUUAGUUGUUUACGUUUCUGUUGCCAUUUCGCUCUGUUUGCGUUAAAUGUGAAGCGCGGGCAGUGGCAGUCUGCGAAAUGCAAAAUGCGAAAUGCUAAAUCCACAAUGCGAAAUGCGGACUGCGGAUUGAACACUAAAUUAUUAUAUCAAAUUUCGAGUCAAAUGUGUGUAAAUCAUAAAGUGCACACAUGCGGACGAGGGCAUAGACAAAAUCCAAUGUAAGCGUAUUUGUAUUUCCAUUUCUAUUUGUAUAUGUGACAGUUAAAUAUAUAUAAACCUAGCUAUAUGUAUGGAAGAGAAUUUUUUUUUAUCAUAGUUGAUAGUUCAUAAAUAACUGGGAUAUUUAUUGGCCAAUUAAUAAAGAUGCAAUUUAUACAAACAUCUACAUAUAUGUGAAAAUAAACAACAGCAGAGGCAUAAUCUGCAUUACCUAGCCAGAUGGAUAUAGUAUAUAUAUAUAUAUAUAUGCAUACAUCCGAAUGCAUAGCCAGUCUAGUCAAUUAAUGCCACUGUAUCUUGUAUCUUUGUAUCUACGAUAGCUAUUCUAAAGCUAGCUAAAACCAAAACACACAAACACAAAUACCAAAAGCAAACAAACAUUUGUACUUAUUUUAUAAAUCGAGUGAAACUAUACGAGUCCGCUAUAUACGGAGCACACACUAUUAUUAUAUGGAUAAAUAUGUGAUAAAACGUUUGCAAUGCCACAAACUCACAGAUCUAGGGGGCGAAUGGGCGGUGUGCUAUGGAUAUACCUGUAUCUUUAUCUAUUCCAACCGCCCAUUUUUACCCGCACUGCAGGCUGUACAUAUCAACAGGUUACAGGUGGAGAACUCUUAUCAAUUACUAACUUGCUUAUCGGACAUGUAAAACAAGGAUAACUACCAUGUACAUUUUAUAGCGAAGCCCAAACUAGCCCAACUAUAUUUAUAAGUCAGCCUCCGAAAUGCAAUUCGAUCUAACAGAAAAUUAAAUGUGUAAAUUAAAACAAUUUGUCCAAACAAUUUGCCGCAGAACGCAAAUCAAAUGAAACAAAACAAAACAGAAAAACCCAAACAAAACAACCGAUUUGUUCCGGCAAAUCAAAAAAUCUCUCUUCAAGCAAAUUGUUUUCUAGGUGUAUGAGUAGUAUCUGUGUUUCGCCUGCGUUUCGUGUGUGUGUGUGUGUGUGCGUGGUUGUGUGUGUGUUUGCAUAUCCUUUUUUUGAGGCCCAGGAGAAUUGUUAUUCCAAUUAGACGUGUUAACGAGCGAAAGCAUUGCGCAAAAUAACACACAAGAUACGUGCAAUAUAUACACUUAGAUAUACAAAAAAUAUACUAACGACUAGAUAUCGAAGUGUUUUUUUUUGUCACCCAUAAUAUUUAUGAGAAACAUUUCCUCGUCAACCCUAAAGCUGCUAUAUAAAAUUACAAAAAAAAAACCAACUCUAAUACCAAACUAAUAGUACUUAUAGUGAAAGGUAAAACUAGAAAAUAUCGAUUGUUAAUACUGCGAUAACGUCUUCGAUUAAAUGUAAAAUAGCAUAAAUGUGUGACCUAAGUAAGUUCCCAUCAUCAUUAUUUCGUGUCUAAACUGGAGCAUCGAGUUGCAGGUGCAGAGGAGAGCCGUCAUAAGCACAUUGCAUUAAAACACUAAAUAUAUAUAAUGUUAACUCUAGGCUAAAUAUGAGAUAUACAGGUGCAUAACGAUAACGAUAAUGAGAUACCAAGCUACAAAAGGAAAACUAAGCCCAAGGAAAGCAAAAAAACGAAUACCAAACUAAAACCUAUGAAAAAUUGAUAAUCUAUAAUAAUAAUAAUCAAACCUACUAUCGAUGAGGAAGCCAAAAAAUAAAAAAAAGAAAAGGAAAAACAAAAAAAACAGAAUGAGCGAAACAAAAACAAACAUAAUAAAUUCAAA